AUGAAGAGCUUUAUAAGAGCAUCGCUAUUAGUGGCAGUGGGGGCGGCAGGUCUUGCACAGGGAUAUCGGUAUGAAGCUAGAGGUUUAAGUGAUAUCAUUGCCGCUCUCGAAGGAGGGGAGAAAGCGAGCGCAGCACCCGCGGUGACAAAGGAAAUCACAAAGACAAUGACUGUCACAAAGAUUGCUCAGGGAGCAGCGGCGCCAACAGGAGCUGCAGUACAAGCUGCCGGAACUGGUGGCCAAUUCUCUUUCCUCACUUCGACCGUCUUCGGUUCAGGAGCUCCGCCUACCGUUACUGUCACUCCACUACCUCAAAUGGUUACCCAAACAGUCACCGAAACUGAGCAAGUAAUGGUAACUAUGAUGGCUACGCAAAUGUCAGUGGUAACAUCUAUGGUUACUAUGACUAUGAUGCAAACAACUACCGUCAUGGUAUCAGUUCCAAUGCAAGGUGCUACAACAGCAGCAUCAAUUAGCACAUCCUUAACUGAAGCUGCUAUUCAAGGAGCUACAGUCGCGAGUGUCACCACAUCAGCUGCGAUACAAGCUGGAGGAUCACCAGCUCCUGCACUGGGAGCUGCACAAGUCGCACAGCCAAAUCCCGUGGAUAUCAACACAUUCUCCUUGUCCAGCAGUUUAGUCCUUGGUAAUCUUGCUGUGGCGACAGCGGUCUGA
Messenger RNA from Botrytis sinoallii, 675 nucleotides. RefSeq lists its product as uncharacterized. The record is from RefSeq and is a predicted model, not a curated record. Bases 1 to 675 code for a protein of 224 amino acids. The transcript has 4 exons. NCBI's taxonomy places the organism in Eukaryota, Fungi, Ascomycota, Leotiomycetes, Helotiales, Sclerotiniaceae.